GUACGCAAUAUUUGAAGGUUGUGUUAUUCUGAAAGAGAAGAUAGGGAGGGCGGUUUGGUUUGGUGCAAAUGGAUUCCUUAGAAGACAGCGGCUGUUGGGAUUUUCUCGAUUACUCUUUCAUCGAUCAAGCGCCCCCUGAUUUCCUUUGGUCCAAUAACAAUAAUAGUGUGAGCACCGAAAUUGACAUUCCAGGUGAUGCUGUUGCUUGUCAAGAGAACACCAAGAAGAGGGGACGCACCGAUUCAUGCUUCAAGGCGGGAUCAAAAGCUUGCCGUGAAAAAUUGCGAAGGGAGAGACUCAAUGAAAGGUUCUGUGACUUGAGCUCUGUUUUGGAGCCAGGGAGACCUGUGAGAACAGAUAAACCAGCUAUACUUGAUGAUGCUAUCAGAGUCUUGAGCCAACUUAAAACCGAAGCCCAGGAGCUCAAAAAAACAAAUGAAAAAUUACUAGAGGAAAUAAAAUGUUUAAAGGCAGAGAAAAACGAACUACGCGAAGAGAAACUUGUUCUGAAAGCAGAUAAGGAAAGGAUUGAGAAGCAGUUGAAGGCCUUGCCCGUUGCACCAGCAGGGUUUAUGGCUCCACCUGUAGCUGCUGCUGCUGCAGCAUAUCAAGCAGGGGUGAACAAGAUGGCCGUAUAUCCAAACUAUGGCUACAUCCCAAUGUGGCAAUAUCUUCCUCAAUCUGUCAGAGACACAUCACAUGAUCAUGAGCUCAGGCCUCCAGCUGCAUAGUUGUUUCUAUUAUUGUUGCACUUUGGAUAAUUAUUUAACAUUUGCGAAGUAUUGACAUGUAAAUAUUGUCAUCGUUUCGAUUAUUUAUUUUUAUUUUUUACUUAGUAUAAUGUGCUAAAAAUAGGUUUUCAAGUAAUCUAUGAUGGCAAUGACAUGAAAACUCUGUCGAUGUACAUUGCAAAUUGCCCAGUUCUUCACUUCUUAGUAGCUCGCUAAAUUCAAUACUAAAUUUAUUGAAAGUUUUAUUUUAUGAGAAAAUCUAAGGUGA
This is a messenger RNA of Glycine soja, 999 nucleotides long. Its product is annotated as transcription factor bHLH104-like. The transcript is spliced from 5 exons. The record is from RefSeq and is a predicted model, not a curated record. Gene Ontology annotation, biological process: regulation of DNA-templated transcription; intracellular iron ion homeostasis. The coding region runs from base 69 to 731 and encodes 220 amino acids. NCBI's taxonomy places the organism in Eukaryota, Viridiplantae, Streptophyta, Magnoliopsida, Fabales, Fabaceae. Gene Ontology annotation, molecular function: protein dimerization activity; DNA-binding transcription factor activity.